This is a messenger RNA of Plenodomus lingam JN3, 1110 nucleotides long. RefSeq lists its product as uncharacterized. Gene Ontology annotation, biological process: nucleotide metabolic process. Gene Ontology annotation, molecular function: ATP:ADP adenylyltransferase activity; ATP binding. Lineage: Eukaryota; Fungi; Ascomycota; Dothideomycetes; Pleosporales; Leptosphaeriaceae. The record is from RefSeq and is a predicted model, not a curated record.
AUGGACAUUUUGACCGAAGAAAUCCUCAUCGAACGGUUCGACCAACUAGUAUCCGAAGGUGUCAUCAUCUACGGCCCCCACGAUACCAUCCCUAUCGAAGCCCGAGGCUAUCCACUCACCCUCCGCAUCUGCCCCGCCCUCGCCACAAAACCCCACACCAUCGGCGCCUCCAACCCCGCCUUCCACCACGCCCGCAAAUGGGGUCCAGGCAGCGAUCUCUUCUGUCCCGACGAACGCCUCAUCCUCACCACACUAAACGGCACCCACGACCUCGCCCUCAACCUCUUCUGCGUCAAGCGCCCGCAACUCCUCCUCCCAACCACCAACAGCUGGAAGCGACAGCACGAAGCUCUGGACAUGGACGACAUGGCCGUCAUCCUGGAAACCAUGCGCCUAUUCCCCAGCAUCUACAUGCUUUACAACUGCGGCGAAGACGGCGGUUGUAGUCGCGUACAUAAACAUCUCCAAGGCCUCCCUGGACCACCCCACGCAUUCAAUCACAUUGUGAAUUCUCUCACUCAAAAUCCCCGCAACUCCUCCUUCUCCCCCGGAAUCCCCUUUGCCAUUCUCUCCCAUGACUUUUCUUCCUCGUCUCCUUCCCCACACUUGCUUUACACAGCGUAUACGGCCCUCUUGGCUCGCGCGAGCGCGCUCUUGAAUCGCCCUUGGGAUCCUGUGGUUGCGCCUCCGCAUAACGUUGUGGUUUGGCGGGGUUGGCUGUUUGUUGUGCCACGGCGCAGAGGCUCGCUUCGUGGCGCGAGUGCGAAUGCGGGUGGGAUGAUGGGUGAGGUUUGGGUGCAUGGGAGGGAGGCGGUGGAGAUUUGGGGGGAGGAUGGGAGGGGCUACCGCGCCCUCGUCACUCGCGUCAAGAACAUCAAGUCCAAGCCUGAGUCGGGCAGCCCCAGAAAUGCUCCACAGGUGGGCAAGGUCGAUCGCCGACUCAAGGCGACCAUCAAUCGCUACCAGACGCUCGAGGCAGACUUUAGGAGAGACUCGCAGGCGGCUGCUGAGCGCCAGUACCGCAUUGUGCGCCCUGAUGCCACCGAUGCCGAGGUUCGCGAGGCCGUGGCAGAUCCUGAUGCGCCCAUCUUCCAACAAGCUGUAUGGUAG